AUGACAAAAAAAAAAAGGUAUUUUAAAUUUUUUGCACAUUUACACAUUACUUGCUUAAUCUUCAACAAAAUGAAUAAAUUAAAGGCUAUUGGUCGUCGUAAUUGGAUGAGUACAGCUGGUAUUGAGCAUUCUCAUCGAGCUAUUCUCUUUCCAGGUCAAGGAUCUCAAUAUGUAGGCAUGGGAAAGGACCUUUACAAUCUUUAUCCACGAUCCGCCAAAUUGGUCUUUGAUGAAGCUAAUGAAGCAUUAGAUAACGAUUUACGUUCACUCAUCUUUGAAGGACAACAGGAAAAACUAAAGCAAACACAGAAUGCACAACCUGCAAUCCUAACUACCUCCAUUGCUAUGUUGCGCGUUUUAGAAAUCGAAUUCGGAUUUGAUGUAGCCAAAGCAUGUAGUCAUGCCCUGGGACAUUCAUUGGGUGAAUAUACUGCAUUAGUAGCAACAAAAGCAUUAUCACUUACAGACGCUGUACGGCUAGUCAGAUUACGUGGUGAAGCAAUGACAAGAGCUGUAGCUGAUCGAAAGACGGCCAUGUCAGCUUUAGUAGUACGAAAAGACAAAUUGAGCGAUUUGUUAAAGGCAAUGGAAGAAAUAAAGACAAGCUUACCAAAAGAUGAAUUAGUCUCAGUAGCCAAUAUCAAUAGUUCCUUCCAAGUAGUUAUUAGUGGAACAAGUCAAGGUGUAGAUCAAGCAUCACGUAUUUUACAAGAGCGUCGAUUUGCUGCACGUGCAGUAGACUUACCAGUCUCGGCACCUUUUCAUUGCUCUUUAAUGAAAGAAGCAGCAAAUGUCAUGGAAGAAGCAUUAAGACAAGUUAAAUUUAAAAUGCCGUGCGUGCAAGUUAUUUCGAAUGUUACAGCUAAGCCGUAUACAAAUGCGGAUGAGAUUCCUAAACGAUUAGUUGAACAAAUUGUUGCACCUGUUGAAUGGGAACGUAGUAUUAAUUAUUGUAAAAGUGAAGAUAUAAAUGAUUUCUUAUGCUUUGGUCCUGGUAAAGUGUUGGCUAACUUGCUAAAGAAAGAAUACCCAUUAGAUAAAAUCAGUCAGACAGCAGUUAUGAAAAUGGAAACAGCUGUUAGCAAUGUGCUACCAAAAAAAGAAAAAAAGUUAGAAGAGACGGCUGCUAUGAUUCCUAACCCAGAAAUCAUGAAUAAUAAAAGAUAUGUUCAUGAGAAUCCUUUUGCCUUUAAAGGGAGAUUAGGUUAUGCUUGUAUGAAUACUGUUUUACGAGCACAAAAGCCUUCUGUAUUUUGUUCAAGGACAUGUCGUCUAGAUACGAUUAUGAAGAAAGGCAUAGACUAUGUCAAGGAACUUGCAUUGGCAAAUGUCGCUGACUUAUUAACAAUGAUACAAUGGAACGAAGACAAUAAAAUUAGAUUUAUGCGUAUGUCAAGUGAAAUGUUUCCAUUUGCAAGUCAUGAAAAAGCAGGAUAUGAUAUUGACUUUGCUAAGGAUGAACUAGCUAAAGUUGGAGCUUUGGUUAAAAAAUACAAUCAUAGAUUGACUACGCAUCCAGGUCAAUAUAAUCAAUUGGUAUCACUUACUCCAAAAGUGGUUUCAAAUACCAUACGAGAUUUACAUUAUCACGCCCAUAUGAUGGAUUUAAUGAACCUUGAUCAGGAUUCAGUCAUGAUUAUCCAUAUGGGCGGUGUAUAUGGCGAUAAAGAAGCUGCUUUAGCUCGCUUUGAAAAAGAAUACCUCAAGUUACCUGAACAUAUUAAACGAAGAUUAGUCCUUGAAAACGAUGAAUUUGGUUAUUCUGUAUCCGAUCUAUUACCUAUAUGUCAAAAACUCUCAAUUCCAUUAGUGUUAGACUGGCAUCAUCAUCAUAUCAAUCCUGGUAAUAUUACUGAUUUAGUAUCCCUUUUGCCAACUAUCAACAAACUUUGGUUUGACAGAGGAAUUAAACCAAAACAACAUUAUUCAGAAUCUAGAAGAGGUGCAGUUACUGCGAUGGAGAUGAGAGCACAUAGUGAUAGAGUCAAACGUUUACCUCCCACAACUGAUGACGUUGAUCUUAUGAUUGAAGCUAAAGAUAAAGAACAAGCUGUUUUCCAGCUCUUCAAGCUUUAUAAGCUAGAAACUGUUAAAGACGAUGUCUGGAUACCACAAAAAGGCUCUGAAACAACGCAAACAAAAGGCCGCAAGAGUAUAAAAACAGUUGUAAAGAAAACAAAGACAGCAAAUGAGGAAGAGGAAGUUAUUUUCAAAGAAGCUACCGAGGUACGUCGAACGACAAGACAAUCUGCUACCACUGCUGUUGCUGCUGCUGCUGCUAAAAGAAAGAAACAGGAGAAAAAAGUCAAAUCAAGUGAUGAUGAUAUGGUAGAUGAAGAUAAUACAAAAGUAAUGACCCUUAGAAAAAAGGGGAAAAAGUCAAAAACUGCUUAAAUCAUAUACAAAAUUGAAUAGAUUCAGAAAUCUACAUAAUAUAAAUAUGAGAAAAAUAAAACUAUCUACAUGUUCAAAUAGUAUUAUUUAUAAGAGAGUAUCCCCAAAUUAGGCAUACCAUAUCAAAAUUGCCCAAGACAAAUAGUUAAUGAAAGGAAACAGUUUUAGGACAGUAGUCGAUAUUGCAUCCAAUCAUUCUGCUUUAUUGAUAGUUGUGGGAGGGCGUUACUAUGAUACGAUUAAAAAUAUACAUAUAUGGUUUAUUACAAUCAAUAAGCAUGUAGGUUAUAAAUAUUGAUUUGCCAUGGUUAUUUCCAAAAAGAAAAAAGCAGAGGUAUAGCCUAUUGAGACUUUAAUACAAUGAUAUACAAUAUUGUAGCUCUAGCAGCAUUUGAUCUUUCUGUUACUUUUCUUUUCUUUCCGCAUUUUACUUCUAUAUAAAUAUU
This is a messenger RNA of Cokeromyces recurvatus, 2840 nucleotides long. RefSeq names its product UV-endonuclease UvdE-domain-containing protein. The transcript is spliced from 22 exons. The record is from RefSeq and is a predicted model, not a curated record. Gene Ontology annotation, cellular component: mitochondrion; nucleus. Gene Ontology annotation, molecular function: [acyl-carrier-protein] S-malonyltransferase activity; endonuclease activity. Bases 1 to 2394 code for a protein of 797 amino acids. Gene Ontology annotation, biological process: response to UV; nucleotide-excision repair; mitochondrial DNA repair. Lineage: Eukaryota; Fungi; Mucoromycota; Mucoromycetes; Mucorales; Mucoraceae.